CAGGCCGGGGCCGGAAGGAGAGACCGGGCGCCGCCGUGACGGGUCGGAGCUAAGCGGAACGGGAUGCUCGUCCUCUCUGCGACCGGAAAAGCGAGGCUGCGAGGGCUGGGCAGGGCGCCGCCAUGACAACCAGGCACCGGAAGGGGCGGGUCGCUCCGCCCUGACUGAUCCCACGCCGGCACCGGCCUCGAGAUGCAGGCAGCCCUGGAGGUCACUGCUCGAUACUGUGGCCGGCAGCUGGAGCAGUAUGGCCAGUGUGUGACAGCCAAGCCUGAGUCAUGGCAGCGAGACUGUCACCACCUUAAGAUGAGCAUUGCUCAGUGCACAUCCUCCCACCCAAUCAUCCGCCAGAUCCGCCAGGCCUGUGCUGAGCCUUUUGAGGCCUUUGAAGAGUGUCUUCGGCAGAAUGAGGCAGCUGUCGGCAAUUGUGCUGAACACGUGCGCCGCUUCCUGCAGUGUGCUGAGCAGGUGCAGCCGCCACACUCGCCCACAGCCCUAGAGGAGGUGGCGCUGUCCCAGGGACAUCUGCAUAAGCUCCUUUCAAGGGAGUCCUGGUGCUGGGACCUGCAGCUCGGAAAGGAAACGCCAAGGUGGAGGAUCACUCUCCAGAGCAUAUUUGUUUAUGCAGAAAAGGGACCUGUGGCCAUGCUCUAGGGCAUCUAUCCCUCACAGAAAGGGGGAUGUGUGGAAUGCAGGAUUCCUUGGUGACACUGAUAUGCGGUCAUGGCUCCCUGCCCUGAGCAAGCCAAGAGAUGCAAGGAAAUGACCAGAGUCCAGCUGCUCACGCCCGUCUGACCAUGCAUCUGGUGGGCUCACCGACCAUCUUGCAGUCGUAGCUUGACUCCUAACUGGGAUGGAUCUGUGUAACAGCCAGCAGAAUUUGCAUACUUUGGCCCUCACCAGUUACAGUAGAGGAUCCGAGCAGCGUGUGUCAAAACAAUAGAUAGCGACACCAAGUCUGGGAAAGUAGUGCAAA
Molecule: messenger RNA, 976 nt
Organism: Sciurus carolinensis (gray squirrel)
Lineage: Eukaryota; Metazoa; Chordata; Mammalia; Rodentia; Sciuridae
Gene: Chchd5
Product: coiled-coil-helix-coiled-coil-helix domain containing 5
Exons: 5
Coding region: 193-654 (153 amino acids)
Source: RefSeq, a predicted model, not a curated record